GAGGCCAGAGAGCCGAAGGGGUAGGGUGCACGAAGAUGGCAGCAGCUGAGGAGGAGCGGAAGCCCAAAAAGCUGAAGGCGGAGGCGCCGCGAGCGCUGAGUUACCUGUGAUCCAGGAACAGAAGAUCCUCCUUCUGACGUUUUGUCAGAAGGUCAGUAGUAGCCUAAUGCUAGGUCACAGACUCUGCAUCAUUUACCUCACCUCAUCUUAUCACGUGGGCAUUAUAUCAUCUCACAUCACAAGAAGAAGAGGAAAAUAUUCUCUUUGGAAUGGGAAAUCCUCUUCUGGAUAUCUCUGCUGUAGUGGAUAAGGAUUUCCUUGAUAAGUAUUCUCUUAAAGCAAAUGACCAAAUCUUGGCUGAAGACAAACACAAGGAACUGUUUGAUGAACUUGUGAAAAAAUUCAAAGUUGAAUAUCAUGCUGGUGGCUCUACCCAGAAUUCAAUUAAAGUGGCCCAGUGGAUGAUUCAGCAACCACACAAAGCAGCAACAUUUUUUGGAUGCAUCGGAAUAGAUAAAUUUGGGGAGAUCCUGAAGAAAAAAACUGCUGAAGUCCAUGUGGAUGCUCAUUAUUAUGAACAGAAUGAGCAACCAACAGGAACCUGUGCUGUGUGCAUCACUGAUGACAACAGGUCCCUUGUAGCUAAUCUUGCUGCUGCCAAUUGUUAUAAAAAGGAAAAACAUCUUGAUAUGGAGAAAAACUGGAUGUUGGUUGAAAAAGCAAGAGUUUAUUACAUAGCGGGUUUUUUUCUUACGGUUUCCCCGGAGUCAGUAUUAAAAGUGGCUUGCCAUGCUUCUGAAAACAACAGAAUUUUCACUUUGAAUCUGUCUGCACCAUUUAUUAGUCAGUUCUUCAAAGAAUCAUUGAUGAAAGUUAUGCCUUAUGUUGACAUACUUUUUGGAAAUGAGACGGAAGCUGCCACUUUUGCUAGAGAGCAAGGCUUUGAGACUGAAGACAUUAAAGAGAUAGCCAGAAAGACACAGGCUCUGCCAAAGGUGAACUCGAAGAGGCAGCGAAUCGUGAUUUUCACCCAAGGGAGAGAUGACACCAUAAUGGCUACAGGAAGUGAAGUCAUGGCUUUUCCUGUCUUGGAUCAAAACCAGAAAGAAAUUGUUGAUACCAAUGGAGCUGGAGAUGCAUUUGUUGGAGGUUUUCUGUCUCAACUGGUCUCUGACAAGCCCCUGACUGAAUGCAUUCGUGCUGGCCACUAUGCAGCAAGCGUCAUAAUUAGACGGACUGGAUGCACCUUUCCUGAGAAACCAGACUUCCACUGAUGGAAAAGCAAGAAACCCAAGCCCAGGAGGCCAGACACUGCCCUGAUUGCUUCCUGAGAAUUCCCAUAUUAAUAAAGAAAAUUAUCUGCCAU
Equus quagga is the source of this 1366-nucleotide messenger RNA. RefSeq names its product adenosine kinase (gene ADK). Gene Ontology annotation, cellular component: cytosol; nucleus. Bases 270 to 1274 code for a protein of 334 amino acids. The record is from RefSeq and is a predicted model, not a curated record. Gene Ontology annotation, molecular function: adenosine kinase activity. The transcript is spliced from 12 exons. Gene Ontology annotation, biological process: purine ribonucleoside salvage. NCBI's taxonomy places the organism in Eukaryota, Metazoa, Chordata, Mammalia, Perissodactyla, Equidae.